GAGAAUGAAAGAACCGUGGCAGCAAAAAGAGGGGCCAAGAUAGCAGGAAGGACUCACUUUAAGCCUUGAGAAAAGCCGUCAUGACGCUCAUUGAGAUUAUCUUCAUCUUGACCGGGACUUGUGCCGUCCUGGUUUUUGGAGGGAAAUUAGUAUGCCUGCUUAUGAUGCUUGUCCCGAAGCUCUUCUGUCCUCUUCCUGAGACUUUUUUCACCUCUCUGGGGAAAUGGGCAGUGGUCACCGGAGGGUCAGAUGGAAUAGGCAGAGCAUAUGCUGAAGAGCUUUCAAAACUAGGUAUGAGCGUGAUCAUCAUCAGCAGAAACCAAGAGAAGCUUGGCAGAGCAGCAAGGAAGAUCGAGCUCACUACAGGACGGGAAGUCAAAGUAAUAGCUGCUGACUUCACCAAAGAUGAUAGAUAUAGGCACAUUCAAGAAAACAUCGAGGGUUUGGAAAUUGGUAUUUUAGUGAACAAUGUCGGGAUUCUGCCCAGCCAAGUACCCUGCAAGCUACUUGAAACGCCUGACCUGGAAGAAAGAAUACAUGAUGUUAUCAACUGCAAUGUGAAAACCAUGGUUAAGAUGUGCAGAAUUGUGCUACCAGGAAUGCAGCAAAGAGGAAGAGGAGUCAUUCUGAAUGUGUCCUCUGGCAUAGCCAAAAUACCCUGCCCCAUUUACACCCUUUAUGCAGCAUCCAAGGUUUUUGUUGAGAGAUUUUCACAGGGUCUUCAAGCUGAAUAUAAAUCCCAGGGAAUUAUUAUACAGACGGUGGCUUCAUUUGGGGUUUCAACAUCAAUGACAGGACAUCAGAAGCCAGAUAUGGUCACAUUCACACCUGAAGAGUUUGUGAGGAGCUCACUGAAGUAUCUGAAGGCUGGUGACCAAACAUAUGGCAGUGUCACUCAUACUAUACUGGGCGGGAUUGUGCAGUCCAUUCCCACCUGGGUCCUGCAGAGUGAAGCAUUUCAGCAUCAUUUUAGGGAAUAUGUGAAGGAGAGGGUCGGAAGCUGAGAGCUGCAUUCUAUAAGUAUAUGUACAGUAUUGAACAUUUUAUACUUAAACACCAAAAAGUGUGGGUUUGAUUGCACCUAUUAUGACAAUACUUUGUCAAAAAUAUAAGACUGGGAAAGAAAUGGAGAGGAAGAAAAACUGACAUGUCUUUGUAUACCCACGGUACUUCAAAAUACACUAUAUCAGUGUUGAUAACGGAACAUAUUAUCAUUAUUCAUCAUAAUCAUAUCAGUAGACAGGAGAUCGUUGAGCUGUACUGACCUUAAUAACAUUAACUGGAGGUCAGUCUCAGAAAGGCCAAAUGACAGAGUAAGAGAUGUGGCCUUGUUAUUUUUGUCUAUAUUUUGAGAUUAGAAAAUGUUUGGUCUUAUUUAAAGUGCAUUUUAUAAAUAACAUUAUUAUCCACUAAACACUUUGUAACAGAUAUUUGGCGCCACAUAGUGGUUAAAUGCACUUUGAUGUGAUGAUCUUUAAAG
Sinocyclocheilus grahami is the source of this 1480-nucleotide messenger RNA. RefSeq names its product testosterone 17-beta-dehydrogenase 3-like. Bases 81 to 1004 code for a protein of 307 amino acids. The record is from RefSeq and is a predicted model, not a curated record. Lineage: Eukaryota; Metazoa; Chordata; Actinopteri; Cypriniformes; Cyprinidae. Gene Ontology annotation, cellular component: endoplasmic reticulum. Gene Ontology annotation, molecular function: testosterone dehydrogenase (NADP+) activity. The transcript is spliced from 11 exons.